Messenger RNA from Dendronephthya gigantea, 366 nucleotides. Its product is annotated as tyrosinase-like. Bases 1 to 366 code for a protein of 121 amino acids. The transcript has 2 exons. NCBI's taxonomy places the organism in Eukaryota, Metazoa, Cnidaria, Anthozoa, Malacalcyonacea, Nephtheidae. The record is from RefSeq and is a predicted model, not a curated record. Gene Ontology annotation, molecular function: oxidoreductase activity.
AUGAGCGACGCCGAGCGAACACGAUACAUAGAAGUCGUAAAGACUGCCUCGAAGGAUCCGUUGUACAAGAAACGAUACGAAACCCUUUUGACGAUACACAAGACCAUCUUUACUUCAGGCAUCCACCAGCCCACUUACUUCCUUCCGUGGCAUCGUUGGUUCAUUCUGGAGUACGAAAAUAUGCUGCGCGAAAUCGAUUGCUCCGUCACAGUUCCGUAUUGGGAGUCGGCUGAGGAGGCGAAUAAUGCGUUGGCAAGCGAUUUGUGGAACAAAGAUGAUCAUGGCUUUGGUGGAAAUGGUACUGGGUCAUCGAAUUGCGUUCAAGAUGGACCAUUUAGGGCCGAAGCACAAAGGAAACCAUACUGA